UGAAAGGAAGAAGACGAUUCCAUGGCUAUGGAGAUUGCUCAACUUUUCGUCGGGUCAUCCAUGAAAUUAAGCAGCGUGGGAAACUCUAGGAACUGCGUUACACGUGGUAGAUCAUUUUCUAUUUCUGCCGUACAUCAUCAUCCCAGAAGGAUGUUUAUGCAGCUCGCUGGAUUAGGUUCGGUCUUGACUCUAGUGAAUCUUCCUGGUUUAGCUGCGCCAGUUCCUGAGAUGAAGGAACCUGAAGUUGUCAGGACGUUGAAGCUCCCAAGUGGCGUCAGGAUUCAAGAGAUUGUUGAAGGGGAAGGACGAGAAGCUCAUGAAGGAGACCUGGUUGAACUAAACUAUGUAUGUCGACGUGCUAAUGGAUAUUUCGUUCAUAGUACGGUGGACCAAUUCAGUGGCGAAAGCGCUCCUGUCAAACUUCUCCUUGACGGCAAUGACGUUAUCGAGGGCUUGAAGGAGGUAUUGGUGGGCAUGAAAGCUGGAGGGAAGCGUAGAGCACUGAUACCUCCAUCAGUAGGGUACAUAAACGAGACACUGAAGCCAAUCCCUGAGGAGUUUGGACCACGACGCAGCCUUUUGUCCCACGCGAAUGAGCCUCUGGUCUUUGAAGUUCAGCUCUUGAAAAUAUUAUGAUCUUCAGACAAAGUUAUUGAAGUAUUUGUGUUAUCUUCUAUUGUAAAUCUGUAACACAAAUUACACUAAACUAAACUAUUAAGUUGUCUUUUUUCUACUAAACUUUACUUAGUCGGGUGAAUUAAGGAAGUGUAUUCAACUAAAAUCUAAGUUGAUUUGUAUUAAAAUAACACUAGAUUUUGAUCCGCA
This is a messenger RNA of Eruca vesicaria subsp. sativa (arugula), 825 nucleotides long. Lineage: Eukaryota; Viridiplantae; Streptophyta; Magnoliopsida; Brassicales; Brassicaceae. The record is from the annotation of a GenBank genome assembly.